Molecule: messenger RNA, 3272 nt
Organism: Maniola jurtina (meadow brown)
Lineage: Eukaryota; Metazoa; Arthropoda; Insecta; Lepidoptera; Nymphalidae
Product: DDB1- and CUL4-associated factor 5
Exons: 13
Coding region: 99-2660 (853 amino acids)
Biological process (GO): negative regulation of fatty acid biosynthetic process
Cellular component (GO): Cul4-RING E3 ubiquitin ligase complex; cytoplasm
Molecular function (GO): protein binding
Source: RefSeq, a predicted model, not a curated record
AAAUUGUUUUUAAAAAUAAAAUACAGCUGAUCGUCAAGUGAAGUGUUUCCCAGUGUUUCGUUCAUCGUAAAAUGUAAAAUGGUGGUUUUGCUUUAAAUAUGGCGAAUAUGUCGAAUCCUUUACCAUACAUUAUAAAGAGAGAAUGCGGACUUUUAAGUGAUCUAAAAGCGGAGAUAUUUAAUAAACGUCUCUUUGCGGCUAAAAAUCUAUAUCGGCGUGAUUUGGUGUGCCAUUUCGGAUGCGUCAAUGCUAUCGAGUUUUCGAGUAAUGGCGAAUUACUUAUAUCAGGUGGAGAUGACAGGAGGGUGAUGGUAUGGCAGUUUGGGCAAGCCCUUAUUGACAGGGGCAAUCCUGAACCAAUGAAAGCUCUUCAUUCAUCCAACAUAUUCUGUUUGGGUAUCACUACGGACAGUCAGAAGAUUUAUUCUGGUGGGAAUGAUGAUAUUGUUAUAGUGCAUGAUGUAGAAAGCACAAGGCCUCUGGAGGUGCUGCAACACCAGCGUGCGGUGUGCUGUCUCAGCAUUGACCCGUAUAAUGACCGUGUGGUCACAACUGCGGGCAACGAUGGCCGAUUGCUGCUCUUUGAUACAAGACAGUCCGUUCAUGAGUCGCUAGUAAUAUCACGCAGCAGGAAAGCGUUCCACGGCGUGAUGUUUCACCCGCAGCAAACUGGUGUGGUGGUGUCUGCCAACUCGAGAGACGGCGUCGCUCUGUGGGAUCUACGCUCGCCAAAACAUCCGAUUCUCCGAUAUGUGGGCACUAGCGGCUCCUGCCAAAACAGUAUGAGCGUACGCUUCAACCAGUCCGGCACACAUGUGCUGGCUUUGCGCCGCCGCCUGGCCCCCGUGCUAUACUCGGUGCAUUCCCCGGAGCCGGUCGCGGAGUUCUACCACCAGGAUUACUAUAACUCCUGCACUAUGAAGAGUUGUUGCUUCGCUGGUACGAACGAUCAGUUUGUGCUCUCGGGAUCGGACGAUUUCAAUCUUUACAUGUGGAAGAUACCAGACAACGGAGGAGAUUUUGAUAUGGUUGUGGAGCCACCGCAUAUAGUGUUGUACGGUCAUAGAUCUAUCGUGAAUCAAGUACGGUUCAAUUCACAUUAUUGCUUGAUCGCAUCCUCUGGAGUUGAGAAGAUUAUUAAGGUGUGGUCUGCAUUGGAGUACCCACAAAUGCGUGGAGCGUUGUUAGAAGAGGCGCAGGGCUCUGACAAUCCUCGCGAGAUAUACAGCCACGAAGACUAUGUCUCGCUAGUCCACCAUAGCGGACAGUAUCUAACCCACAACUAUACUGAACAGUCAACUAGUGAAGACCCUCGAAUGAUGGCGUUCUUUGACUCACUCGUUCAAAGAGAACUGGAAUGCCUCGCUGAAGAAACCGAUUCAUUAGAUGGAUCUAGCUCAGGAUCGGUUCACGGAAACGUUUCUGACUCAAGUGAUAGUGACCAGAUUGUUGUGGACUUUCUUACUUUGGCACCUAAACGAGUAGCACAGAAUGGAAAUCGUAGUCAACGCUGUCCGAACAGACUGGCGCGCCUCGUCGCGCCGCGAUACCCCAAAAGUGUGCGCUCUCAGAAACGGGGCUCUCUCAGACGUAACAAACAGUCGCGGACGUGUGUGAGCAAAUCCAGUAAAUGUUCGGCCGGCACGAGUGCGAAGGGGAAGAGGACGCCCCUGCGGCGCGCCAGGGGGCCGCGCAGGCCGGCCUCGCGAACUAUAUCUCUACCCAACACUCGGUCGAGGGUGUCAGCUCCCUCUAGUGAACGGACCGACUCCGAUGAACCCACGCAUUGUUUGUUUAGGAAUUCUGAAAGGAUUAUCCGUCCACUGAGGAGAAGAAUGAACAUCACAAGGAGCACUAAAAGAAAGAGUAAAACCAAUAGUUAUAGAAAAGUAAUGAAUCUAAGGAGUAAUGGUAACGCAAUGGCUCAAGACAGUAGUGAUAAUAAUAAUUUUUCAAAUUUUGACAAUUUUGAAGACAAUUUAGCUUUACCUAGCACAAGUACAGGGUACCGUGGCCAAAGCAAUUCAGCACUGUUUCGGAUAGCAGAAGUCGAUUCAGACGACGACCAAUCUGUUGGCAGUCGACCAAUAUCACCUAGGAACCAAAAUGGCAACCAAAGCAUUCCUACCAACCUUAUUAGCAUUGUUCCCACACCCAUCAACGGAUCAAGGGAUUCUUUAGGCGAUUCUUUAACAGUCGAACCACCCGAUUCCGAGAGUAACAACUCAUCCCCUCCCCCAGAACAUAGGUUGAGAAUGAAUUUAAGACGUGUAAGAAGAAAUGGUAGGCUUAGUAUACAACGGUCAGAUUCCAGCGAAUCUCCACCACCAAAGGACAUCUCAGACAGAGUUAACACGGUCACAUUAGACAGACUUUCCCCAAAAAUAGGCUACAAUAGGACGGUAGCAAGACUAAUGAACGAAACAAAUGAAAGCGAACUAGAAAGCAGUUGCAGUACUGAAGGAAGUAUAUGGCAAACUCCAAAUACAAUAGGAACCCCUGAUAGUGGAGUUGGAACGGUCGCAGGAAGCUCCACGAGGAACCAACAGCCCAUGGACGAUGUAUCGGACGACCCGGAGUACCAGGCCUUCAAGUUCAGGCAACGCGUGAAAAAGGCUCGCCGUAAUUACAGAACUCAUAUGGACUCAGACUCCAACUGAAGUAUGUAUAGAUAGAUAUGAAAUUGUGUUCCAAUUUAUUGUCCAGUCCAGUGGCGUAGCUAGGUGGACUAGGGCCUCGGUUCAUAGAGGAAAAAUCGGGUCCCCACCCCCUCUUUCCACAUAGCUUGAACUUAUAUUAGCCUCAAACCCUUAAUAACACUUUUUUAAUUUAAAAUUGUUUCUUAGUAUUGAAUAUAGUCAACAAACUGUAAUAUAUGUAUGUUAAUAGGUUAAUAAAUAUAUGAAUCACCUUUAUUUAGGAGCCCGCUUCUCCUCUCUUUUCAAAGCUUUCUCUUUUCAAGCUUCGGAGCCCCGGUGCACUGCACCACCUGGCCCUAUGAUAGCUAUGCCACUGGUCUAAUCGAAUGUUGAACGCUCGUUUCCCAAAAUGGAGAACCCAGAGACGUAAAAUCAGUAAAGCUGCAUUUACAAAUUCGCAUGAGGGCGAGAGUCCGUUCAUAGUUUCGUCUUCUAGUCUCGGGACAUUGGCAUAUCGAUGAAAUCAACGAGUGACUACGUGCUGCGAUGGCGAAUAUUAUCACACUUCACACUAAUAUUAUAAGUCGAAAGUAUGUGUGUGUGUGUGUUUGUUACUCCUUCACGCAAAAACUA